GCGGAUACAGACGUCGGCAUACGCAGCUCUCGAACUUCCGCUUCAAAGCAGAGCAGUCUCUUCGGUCACAACGGCGUAGACAAGAUAUUGUAGAGGUUAUCACUAUUUCCUUUACCUAAACAAUGCAGCUUUAUCGGUACUUGCUACUUGGGCUCUUUGUAGCCGCGUCUAUUAUGUCUUCAACUGAAGCCGAUUCAACGAUGAGAGUGGCGAGUGUCACCUGGGACGGCACAAACGGACGAUUUCAGCUGCACGACUCGAACCAAACAUACAACAGCAUUGCUUGGGCAGUGUUCACCGAUCACAGAAACACCACCGGGUGGUCAUCUAUAGUGGUGCACACAAACGAAUUCUACCUGGACGACCAGCAAGCAUUUGCUGCGGGACUGGUGGAAGGCCGACUCACACGGACUCUAAUUCAAGAGCAGUUUACAAAUGAGUUCAACAAGUACUGCGAGGAGGACCCCCGAUUCUGCGCUGAGCUUUUCAAGUACCUUCACGCAAAUAUAGAGUCUAUGGUUGCGAAUGUAGCGGAAUAUUCAAGUACAGAUCCUUACUGGCAUCAGGGACCUAGUCAGGAGUUGUCAAAGAAUGCAUUACGGCUGGGCUCCAGAGGGCGAAUACAUGCUGCGAAGAAUCGACGAACUUUGCCUGAAAGCUUUAGCUCCGCGUGUUUUAUCGUCAAGCUGGCUGCUACGUUGCGCGCAAAGCGAGCGUGCCGUCGGACGACGUUCGUCAGGUUGGCCUCUCGCUCAAUCAGUUGGCGGGGAUGCAGAUGUCCCUGUCGGGAAACACCAACUUUGUUUACGUGGGCAACAACAUGGUGCCUGCUGUGUCUGAGUGGAUGUAGGCUACUGAAUCUUCAUGGUGACCUGAGCGACCUAGAAACCAAGUUUAAUCGGACAAAUUCCCGAAAAAACAAUCCGACUGGUUCCGGUUCUUGUUCGGCCAUCGUUAAGUUGGCACCCGGAAACAUGGACGUUUACUUUGCCCACGCCACCUGGACGCACUACAAUUCGAUGAACCGAAUUCUCAAAAAGUACCGUCUGAAUUACCACUCAGCGCCUAUGUCCAAGGACCUGAUUCCAGGCUCGUCGAUUGUAUUUUCGGGUUAUCCGGCUAGGAUUUUCUCUGGUGACGACUUUUAUCUCAUCAACACGGGACUCGCUGUCAUGGAGACAACGAUCGGUAACGAAAACUCUGAUCUCUGGAAGAAGGUCACCCCUAUCGAUACCGUACCAACCUCAAUACGGAACAUGGUUGCCAACAGACUGUCCUUAACGGGGCAGCAGUGGACCAACACGUUUGCGAGAUUCAACAGCGGCACCUACAACAAUCAGUGGAUGGUUCUUGACUACAAGCUGUUCGAAUCGGCUUCCCAGAAACUCAACGGGGGCUUCCUAUGGAUUCUUGAGCAGAUUCCGGGGCUCGUCAUGUCAAAGGACGUCACUCCUAUCUUAGAAGAGCAAGGAUACUGGGCAAGCUACAACUCCCCGUACUUUACGGAAAUCUUCAAUGAAAGCGGCUUACCUGCCCUGGUGGAGAAAUACGGUGACUGGUACACAUACGACAAGAGUCCGCGAGCUCUCAUGUUCAAGAGAGACGAAGAGAAGGCAGUGGACCUUCGUUCAGUUAUGAAACUCAUGAGGUACAAUGACUUCACUAAUGACCCCUUGUCCCGGUGCACUGGUUGCGAUCCCCCGUACAGUGCGGAGAACGCCAUUUCAGCCAGAAGCGAUCUGAACCCAGCCAACGGCACCUACCCGUUCAAAGCCCUAGGUCGUCGCGCUCACGGAGGAACUGACGCUAAGGUGACAAAUUUUGCGCUCUUCGAGAGGCAGGUGUUCUACGCUGUGAGCGGUCCGACCUCGGACGACCAGCGGCCGUUUCGCUGGAGCACGUCGGGGUUCGACAACGUCAGUCACGCGGGACACCCCGACCUCUGGGACUUCGACCCUAUCCUGGCGCAAUGGCGGUACUGACGGUCCAAGUCCGACAGUGCAGCCAAACUACAACGGUUUUCUUCUUUGGAGGUUUUGUUGAAAAUUCAAAAUAAAUUGAAUCAGUUUUCAGUAAGUUAGAAAAAAAUAUAUUUGAGAAAGUAUUGAAUCCUCACAAUACAGUUACUGGUGUAUAUCAUGAUACGAUGGUCACUCUUACCUAAAAGCAUCAGGGAGAAAAUGUUUGGGGAGUGGGGUUAAUGGAGUCCAGUCUCGAAGAAAUAAAACAAUAAUAUUAAAAAACAA
Ixodes scapularis (black-legged tick) is the source of this 2246-nucleotide messenger RNA. RefSeq names its product putative phospholipase B-like 2. NCBI's taxonomy places the organism in Eukaryota, Metazoa, Arthropoda, Arachnida, Ixodida, Ixodidae. Gene Ontology annotation, molecular function: glycerophospholipase activity. Gene Ontology annotation, cellular component: extracellular region. Bases 123 to 1982 code for a protein of 619 amino acids. The transcript has 13 exons. The record is from RefSeq and is a predicted model, not a curated record. Gene Ontology annotation, biological process: phospholipid catabolic process.